Setaria italica (foxtail millet) is the source of this 789-nucleotide messenger RNA. RefSeq lists its product as uncharacterized. The coding region runs from base 63 to 596 and encodes 177 amino acids. The transcript is spliced from 2 exons. The record is from RefSeq and is a predicted model, not a curated record. NCBI's taxonomy places the organism in Eukaryota, Viridiplantae, Streptophyta, Magnoliopsida, Poales, Poaceae.
CAGACCUCAGAAAAAUUUCCUCUGAAGAGCACAGACCUCAGAAAAAUAGAAAAAGAAAAAAAAUGUCAUCCUCUACCUUCGCUGCCCUUCUCCUCCAUGGCCGCCUCCACUCCCCUUCCCCUCCGUCAAAGCCGCAACCUUUCCUCGCUCUCCCCAGCAACCCUUCCCGACCCCCGGCAUCCGCCUCCGUUUCCACCCGACCCUCCCCGGCACGGCCGCUUCUCCCUCCCGCCGCCGCCGCUUCCGGCGGGGAGCGGGACAACCGCGUGCAGGAGCUGAGGGUGCCUGAUUCCUGGCUGACGCCCGAGGGAGCGGCGCAGGAAUCGGAGUGGCUGAGGGAGACGCUGCACAAGUGGCUGGACGACGAGUACUGCCCGGAGGCGGCGAACGUGGACAUCAGCCGCACGGCGGCGCGGUCGUACCGCGAGUCCCUGGCGGCGGGGCGGUCGGACCUCGGGGAGAUCCUUCUCAAGAUGGCCGGCGACCUCGAGACGCUGUCGUACAGGGACAGCUUCCACGGCGCCUUCUCCGCCGCCAACGCCGCCGUGCGCCUCAUCACGCAGAGGAUGGAGGCAUUGUCCGAAGAUGGCCUGUGAGCUGUAGGUUCUUGCUGUAGUUCUGACCGUAUGGUACUUCUGAAGAACGCUUCCAUCCGUUUUUAAUGUAUGUAAGCAUGUUCCAAAUAUUAUAUGUUUAUUAAGACCAUCAAGAUUAAUUAGCUUACAAGCCUUACAUUAAAUGUUAUAUAGUGUUUAAUAAAAUCAGAGGGUGUACGAAAAUGUUUGAGAA